This is a messenger RNA of Rana temporaria (common frog), 1812 nucleotides long. RefSeq names its product KIAA0930 ortholog. NCBI's taxonomy places the organism in Eukaryota, Metazoa, Chordata, Amphibia, Anura, Ranidae. The record is from RefSeq and is a predicted model, not a curated record. Bases 174 to 1478 code for a protein of 434 amino acids. The transcript has 10 exons.
CUAGAGCCGCCCACUGAUUGGCUGGGAUCGCGGUGUGUUGCAGGAAGCUCCCUGCUGAUCCGCUAUGGGAGACGGAAGUGUCGCCUGACUGGGGGUCUCCGGCCGGGUGUCAGUGAGCCGGUGGGGUGGUCGGGGGACACACAGCAGUGAGAUGAGAGCAGCCCCGGAGGGGGAUGGCCGCCGUCAAGAGUCACAGCCGGGCCGGGAAGAGAGAGGAGGAGAACGGCGCUCUGGACCGCUCCCUCCAGCAGAUGAUCUCAGCGAUAGUGGACGAGAGGAACCGCCUCAAUAUACGCCAGGAGAUCAGCGGCCUGGGUUGUUUUAAAGAUGACCGCAUUGUGUUUUGGACUUGGAUGUACUCCACGUAUUUUAUGGAAAAACUGGCUCCACGACAGGAUGAUAUGCUCUUCUAUGUGCGACGGAAACUGUCCUAUGUGGGCACAGAUGGCAUCGAAGGCAAAAAGGUGACUAGCAGAGGAGUACCUCGCAGGCAGGUAGAAGUUGAAGUCUAUCGAAAAGAUUCAAAGAAGCUUCCUGGCCUCGGAGACCCCGACAUUGACUGGGAGGAGAGUGUCUACCUAAACCUUAUAUUACAGAAGCUCGAUUACUUAGUGACGUGCGCUGUGUGUACGCGCUCUGACGCCGGAGACAUUCACAUUCAUAAGAAGAAAUCUCAACAAGUAUUUGCCUCUCCAAGCAAACACCCAAUGGACAGUAAGGGGGAGGAGUCAAAGAUCAGUUACCCCAAUAUCUUCUACAUGAUUGACAACUUUGAAGAGGUGUUCAGCGACAUGACCGUGGGAGAAGGAGAAAUGGUGUGUGUCGAGCUUGUAGCCAGUGACAAAACGAACACAUUUCAAGGGGUCAUUUUCCAGGGCUCCAUCCGCUACGAAGCUCUGAAGAAAGUGUAUGAUAAUCGGGUCAGUAUGGCAGCCAAGAUGGCUCAGAAGAUGUCCUUUGGCUUCUACAAAUAUAACAACAUGGAGUUUGUGCGGAUGAAAGGACCGCAAGGCAAAGGUCAUGCAGAGAUGGCCGUGAGCAGGGUUUCCACGGGCGACACGUCGCCAUACGGUACAGAGGAGGACUCCAACCCGGGGUCACCACUGCAUGAGAGAGUGACGUCAUUUAGCACUCCGCCCACUCCAGAGCGCAACAACCGUCCGUCCUUCUUUUCUCCGUCCCUUAAGAGGAAAGUGCCCAGGAACAGAAUAGCAGAGAUGAAGAAGUCGCACUCCGCAAAUGACAGUGAAGAGUUUUUCCGGGACAGCGAUGACGAUGGAGAUAUACACAAUGCAACAAACCUGAGGUCUCGCUCCCUCUCUGGAACGGGAAGAUCAUUGGUGGGGUCAUGGCUGAAGCUGAACAGAACCGACGAGAACUUCCUUCUCUAUGCACACCUGACCUACGUCACCCUACCACUGCAGCGCAUCCUGUCUGAUAUCUUGGAGGUGAGACAGAAGCCAAUCCUGAUGUCAUAGCAGAAAAAGUUGUCGCUGCCAUCGGAAAACUGAAACUUCACUGCCAAAGUGCCUCCUUGACCCGCAGUGGUUUCUUUUGAUAACACUACCACCUAGUGUCUGUGAGCAGAAAUGCACCGGGCGUAAUACAUGAAAUGGAUUGUUGUCCAGGCUGACUACCCCACCCUGGUCCCUGCAGUUGAAGAGGGUUGAAAAAAAUAAUAAUAAAAAAAAAAAAACUACCAGCCAAUCUAAAGUGCCUCUUUAACCCUCCCCAGGCUUACAUCACACAGUGUUCUGGUCGGAGACUUGAUUAAAAGGGGCUGCGUGCAAAACUAGCAGGCUUUACAAACAA